Messenger RNA from Pseudovirgaria hyperparasitica, 3570 nucleotides. RefSeq lists its product as uncharacterized. The record is from RefSeq and is a predicted model, not a curated record. Lineage: Eukaryota; Fungi; Ascomycota; Dothideomycetes; Acrospermales; Acrospermaceae. The coding region runs from base 375 to 3338 and encodes 987 amino acids. The transcript has 3 exons.
UCCCGGCUCUCCCCAGCCAGCUUGUUUAUGAUGUGAGCUGGGAUGGCUACAGAGCCCACCGCCUGUCUUUCACACUCCUCGGGUCUGUUUUCAACUGUUACUGCUAUUGUUACUGCGAUCCUAGUUCUACCCUGUAUAUACUGACAUUUACCUGGUAAUUUCGUUUUCAUGGCGUCACGACUUUAGGGUUGGUACCAAGCUUCUUGCCUUGUCCCACUGGGACUGUUCAUCUCAUUUCUGCAUUCACUUUCGUUCUUGCCAUGAGUAUACAGAAUCCUACCACUCCACCAUGCCCUCCGCAUAGCCCCUCACUGUCUCGCAACAGCCUUCUUCAAGCCAUCGACUAUUCCAAGAUAAUAUAACCCAAGAGCACCAUGGGAAACACAUCAUCCACACUGGUCACUCCAGUAAAGGUGCAAAACCGGCUUUCCAAGCCAAAGACGAAGUCCAAUUCCCCUAACAACCUGCCCACUGGUCAGACACACAAGCUCGACCGUUUGGAAGGAUCGCAGAACGAGACAGGGAACGAACCGGCAACACAAUCGAUCGGAAGCGGUUCUAAAAGCAUGUCCAGCGUCCGCGAACACUUGCGAAGAACGCUGUGUGAUACAAGAGCCAGUGCCGAUACUAUGCCCAACCACAACAGCGGCAACGAUUGCCUUGGAGAUAUAGCAUAUCCUGUACAGGAAAGAUUCAUGACUCGUUCAAGAGCAGGCUCAACUUCAUCUGAAGGCCAGACGAGUCCUACCCGUGAUUCGGAUUGCCGGACGGUGGCGGUAGGCCACAGCUCUUGUCUCGAGAGUCAGGACGCGCUGGGUAUCAGUCGGAACCUUAGCAAAAGCGCUUCACCCAAAGAUAUGGGAUCCCUCCGCAAAGCAUUAGGGCCGGAAACGGCCCAUAGGCAAAGCCCCUCACUGCCAACAAAGCCCGACGAUGAACUUACAAAGAGAUCGUCUACAGCCCUAAUAAGGCGUCGUUCCCUUGCUGCUCCUGGUAUUGCCACGCGUGAGACAACGCCGGAGGUUUUGCAGUCAAAGGGUCAACAAUCCGAGGGAUCUUUGUCAAAUGGUAAAGUUUGGGCAAUGGAGGAAUUUGUACCAUCGCCACUUGCGUACCUCGUCAAUCUCAAUUCGACAAGGUCCGAAACACCUGUUAACCUGGAACCUCCUCAGAUUGGAGGCUUAGAGCUAGGAUCGCUGCGGAUCACCAACGGGACCGCGUCCCCAGCACCAAGCGUAUUAUCGAGAAAUAUACCAGCGGCGAACGACUCGGCCGAAGAGCUUCAACAGGACGAUGCGUACGCCACGGAAUUGGAAGGGACAGCCAGCGUCGAAGGUCUGGCUGCCAACAAGGCAAACCACUCACCAAUUCAAAGAGCGUCUCAAGGCCCCAAGAGACGUGGCGCGCGCAAACAUUCAAAAUCUCUCUCGCGUUUUGACUGUCCGUCGAAGAUGCAACGUUGUGAGCCCGCAUUGGGGUCUCCGCAGGGCUUUCCAGUCGAGCCGAUAGCAUCUCCGGAUCAUCCACGCAGUAAGAGAACGUUAAGUGCCCAGCUUUUUGCAGACGACUACAUAGCAGAGAUUUCACCCGGCCUGUAUCCAGAUGGUGUCCCGAGACCCACCAUGACUGUUGACCCGCGAAGUCCCCCGGUAGAAAUGACUACAACACUCGACAAGGAGCCCAAAGAUGGUUUGAUCGGGACUGUCACGGGAAAGUCGAGCAAUUCUGAACGAUAUUACAGCAAGUACCGUCACAGUGUUCAUUCUGGCUAUUCAAGUGGAGCUAGUGUGGCCGGCACUUUGGAUAAACCCGGAGCGGAGAAGGAUUAUUUCCAGCUUCGAAAGCGCCAAUAUACUGUGGAUGCUCCUGGCGUCAUGAUGUCGCCAUUUAGUUUUCAGGAGGAUUUCUCCGAAUCAUCAUAUGUGCAGGAGAGCAGCUCGAAAUUCGCCGGACAAGCUACUCAAAGUACGACUAAGAGUCCGUUGCUGAGGGAAUCGAAAUCGUGGCGCUCUUCCUCUUUCGGAACGCCUUCGACGAUCCCGCCAGACACAUUAACUUCAGACGCAUCCGAAACCUUUGGAUGCAAGAGUCCAGCAAUGAAUAAAAAAUUACAGAAGAAGCGCCCGGGAUCCACACAGCCUGAGGUCAACUCACCCAAAUCCACAAGCGGUGACAACAUUCCUGAUGUCCCAAAAAAGCUGGUGGACACUUUCGAGCGUAGGGUGGUAGGGUCUCCUGGCACAAACGACUUGCAGCAUACGCCUAGCGCGGGCAGCCAUACUGGUACGGACGGCGAAGACGACUCCUCUUCCCCCAGCCCUGCCACUAUUGAGUUCUCAUCUCUGGGAUUGCCAAAAGAUGAUUUCAAAGAUGGAAACCAACACGAAGACGACCGACCACCAACUCCGCCACCUCACCGAUAUCCUCCUAGUUUGUACAGCUCGACUCGGUAUCCUUAUGAAGCUCCAUUACUAGAUGAGACAUGCACCACCAUCAAAGACUUUGGGACUGUAGCUGAUUCACUCGGCGCAUCCCCGUACGACAUCGCCACUAGCUCUCAUCGCACUAGACCUGUGGCAUCCCGAACCCGGACGCAUCCUCACCAGAUUGGCAACGCGAUGUCGAGGCCAAAGUCGAUGUAUAGUAUGACUGACGAGGCCGCAGCGGAGUUUGCGCGCAUGCGAAGCCUUGACCGUAUGAGUACGGACAGUCAAACCCGCAGCAAGUCACGACCACGUACUGAAUCCGCUCCGAACACAAACGUUGCCGGACGUUUGUGGCACCUUAAGACUAAGUACGAGGACAUUCCUCCUGUGCCUCGCAUACCCCCGCACGGGGAGUACAAGGUUCAGUCUCGACAUUCACCACCAGUGGUCGCUCACACCAAACCGCUCAUGAGGCAGGACUCUGCGCAUUCGUCCGCAGAAGAUGAAGCACCGCCGUCUGAGCCAAGAUCCCAGAGAGAAUGGGAGCAGACGCAUCGCUCAUGGUCAAAACGACGAAAGGCAAUCAAGGAAGCCAUGAAACUACUUGAAGAGCAGCUGGAAGCCACGAAGAUGCCACCAAAGCGACCGGCCAGGAACACGGCUUGGCCAACAAAAGCUAGAGAGCGACCUCUGUCAGAAGGCUCGACGAGAUCGGGUGGGUCAGAUAGGAAUGUUCUUUGCGACAGAUACGGCGGCGGUCUACGCUACGGGUACGAGGCAGGGUAUGGACUCAGUGGUAGUGCAGGCACAAGGCACAAGCAGAGCGCAGCGAGCAGAAAGAGCGCGCAUGUGGCAUAUACAUAUGGAGUGGAUUUGUCGGAUAUUCCAGUGUUUGUGCAGGAGAUGCGUUGAUUUCAGCUCUGAUUAAUGGUUUUGCAUGGCAAUGUUUUCAUGUUUUUAACAGACGAUGAAGAUGACGAUGACGAUGGCGAUGACGAUGACGACGACGAUAUAUUUGAGCAUACACAAGCCAAAGAGCUAUGAAAGUGGCGUUAUGGGAUGAUUUACAUGAUGGUAUACGAUUAUUGGGUAUAUAUUGCUCGCGAUUUACUGGAAAGGAUAAUUGAUAUAGUAAUUGACGUAC